AUGGCGACUUCAAGCGACCAGGCCACCCAUCUAGACAUCGCGUCGCCCUCAGACAUCAAGACCGUCGCUGCGAAUACAGAGACACAUGAUGGAGAGAUCAAGGAUCAAGAGAACACACUGGACUUUAAUCCUUCGCCAGUCGUGGCUAAAGUAUCUGCGCCCGAGGCCGAGAAGUCAAACGACACCCAAGACCAAGUCGGUAUCGAAGACUCGACAGGUGUCAAGACGGCUACUCUUGGUUCUCCCUUUCCCUCGCCCAAACUUGUUGCAGAGGACAGCAAGAGCAGCGGCUCUCUUGAAGACGGAGAGAUCGUAGAGCAAGAUCUUGACAAUGACGUUGGAGCGAUCCCUGUGACUGUGCAGGAGCAACAAGAGCAGCUUGAUGAUAAGGAGAAUACCAAGCUUGCGUCUCCAAUCGCCAAGAAGGAAGUUCUUCUGGCAUCGCCCCCUGGACUGCACGUUGAGGCCACCAAGACCGACGUUGACAUCGAAACUGAGGACAGCGACUCCAAGACAGACACACACGCGAACGUCGAGGCGCCGAAGUCUUCGAGGCCAGCUCAUAGUCUACCUCCGCACAUGCGUCCUGACUUCCAGUCGCCUCCAUCCCGCCUCUUCGGCCUUCAAGACCCGAGGCACAUGAUGUCGCCAAACGAGGUCAAUCGAUUCAACGACGCUCCGCGCGCCCCUCGCUCCCACUUCAACUCCCACGGAUCCCGAGGAGGCGACCACGGCGAUCGCGAACAAAUUGUCCGCAUGAACGCACAGCUCAUGAAGCUAAAGAACGAACUCGAUGCCGAACGCAACAAGGGCGUGCGUCUCCGCAAGUCUAUCGAAGCUGAGCAGCAACAAAAGGUCGAAGCCGCCUCAUCUGUCAUGUUGACGAACCUCCUCCGCGACCAAGCCACAACCCUGACGCUCAAGUCCAAAGUCGAAGCCCGAGAGCGCGACCUCGAUGAGCGCGAGCAGAAGAUAACACAAUUCGAAGUCUACCUUUCUGAAGGCCAGAAACAGCUUAUGUACGCGCUAGAAGAGAACGGCGAUAGACCGAUGAGUGCCGUGCAGAUGGAACAUGCGCGCCGCGAAGCUGAACUCCAUGCGCAAAAGGCCGUGGCUGAUAUGAACGGAAAGUUAAACAUCAAGAUCGAAGCACUCCGUCUCCGCGAAGCAGCCCAACAGAUGCGCGAACAGAACUGGAAGGCUAUUGCUCGCGAGCAACUUGAAGCAGAAUUUGCGGACAACUCCAUCACUCAUGAGAAGGCUGAUGAGGUUACGGAAGAGGCGUACAACGAUGGGUUUGGUGCGGGCAAAGAGGCGGGUCGUAAGGAAGCACUCAAGGAGUCUCACCAGCGCGGUUUUCUAGAGGGAUAUGGCGCGUGUCAUCGUACGCAGGUCGCUCUGAGUAAGAUGCGGCAGGGCCUUAUCGCGCGCGAUGAUCCUGAGCUGGACUUCCUGUACGAUGCCAAUCAUCCGCACAACCUCUGGAACAUCGGAGAGAUGGUUGGACGCUUACAGCGAGACGACAAGAUCGCGCUGACAAAGGAGGAUGUGAAGAAGGAAACUUCAAUCGAGAAGAAGACUCCCGCGCCUGUCCAGGAAGAUGAUGAUCCCGAAGAAACCUCCAGGAUAAACCGCAAGAUCGACGGUCGUAUGAACGGUCAUACCAACGGCCACACCAACGGCCCUAACAGCGGUCAUCCCAACGGCAUCAACAGCCACAACAACGGCACCAUGAUCCACAAGCGCGAAGAACCCGCCAUCAAGAUGCCUCCUCCCCGCCCGACCUUCGCCGCCGAACUCCGCGGUCCUUCACUCACGCACAACGGACACAUUGUUCUUGCUAACAACGUCGCGUCGCCUGUUGCCAAGGAGACUGGUCGUCCGAUCAUCAAGUAUGAGGAUGAGGGUGUGAAUUUGAUUGAUCUCAUGUAA
This is a messenger RNA of Alternaria ethzedia, 1932 nucleotides long. RefSeq lists its product as uncharacterized. The transcript has 3 exons. The record is from RefSeq and is a predicted model, not a curated record. Bases 1 to 1932 code for a protein of 643 amino acids. Lineage: Eukaryota; Fungi; Ascomycota; Dothideomycetes; Pleosporales; Pleosporaceae.